AAAUUAAAAUUUGGAUUGAAAAUGGAAGGGAAAGACGAAGGACCCAAAACCUCACUCUUCCCUCUUCUCUCCCAACCUUCAGAUUCAAUUUCAUCUCAAUCUCGAUCUCAUUGGCUCUGCAAUCCCAGCUUCACCGCCGACCUUUCACUCCUCAACGACGCCGUUUCAUCUCACGUAUCGAAAAACUUAUCUGAAGAAGAUGACGACGACCCUGAACCUGUUACAGCUCCCGCGCGUGUCUAUCAAACGCUGGACUCCGACGACCAAGACUUGGACACAGUCGGCGGCAAGAUCAAGAAGAAGAAGAAAAGGAAGCAUCGAAGGUCCCCUGAGUUGGACCACGAUAUCGGGAGUUUAAGGAGGUCCAAUGCCCCUCGCCCAUGGAGUAGCUCCGAUUCCAAACCCUCCAAUUCCAAACCCUAUUUCUUCGACUCUAAAGGCGAUCCUGACAAUUUUGUCUUCGGCUCUCUUUACAGAAUGGAUGUUGCUCGUUACAAACCUUAUGCAUUUCAAGGAUUGUCUGGACUUGAUUUUCGAGGUUUGAGACAAUGGAAUCCAAUGCUUUAUGCAUUGGAUAUGGAUAGUGAUGUGGAUGCAUUGGACAACAAAUUAAGGUCCGGUGGUCGUUAUUGGUCUGCAAAAUAUAUGGCCGUGGAGUCUCAGAAGAGCUUAAAGCGUCUUCGUAUUGUUGCUCCCAAAACCGAAAGUUCCUCAGAAACAGUUGCGGGUGGUGAUUUCAUUCCAUUGUCAGAUGUUGGUUUUCAAACUACUGAAGAAUCGUGGGAAGAUGAACUCCUACGUAAAACUCGGGAGUUCAACAAAACUACUAGGGAACGACCCCAUGAUGAAAAAGCAUGGUUAGGAUUCGCAGAGUUCCAAGAUAAGGUGGCUGCUAUGCAAUCCCAAAAAGGUGCUCGUGUACAAACACUUGAGAAGAAGAUAAGCAUAUUGGAGAAGGCAGUUGAGCUUAACCCAGAUAAUGAACAACUACUGCUUUCUCUUCUUAAGGCGUAUCGGAGCAGAGAUAACAUUGAUGUAUUUAUUGGUCGGUUUGAGAAGAUACUUGUGCUGAAUUCAGGAAAUUAUAAGCUUUGGAAAGAGUUCUUGGUGUUGUUUCAAGGGGAUUUCUCUAGUUUCAAGGUUUCAGAGAUGAGAAAGAUGUACUCAAACGCAAUACAAGCUCUCUCUGCUGCAUGCAGUAGACACUCUAAGCAGGUCCAUCAUGCAGCUAAAUCCUUUUCCCUGGAUUCUGCUCACGUUCAAUUAGAACUUGGUCUCGUUGAUAUAUUUCUCAGCCUUUGCAGGUUUGAGUGGCAGGCCGGUUAUCAAGAGUUGGCCACUGCUUUAUUUCAGGCCGAAAUCGAAUAUAGCUUGUUAUGUCCUUCUUUACUUCUUACGGAGCAAAGUAAACAGAGACUCUUUCAGCACUUUUGGGAUAGUGAUGGUGCAAGAGUAGGAGAAGAUGGUGCCUUUGGUUGGUCAACAUGGUUGGAGAAAGAGGAAGAAAAUAGACAAAGGAUUCUUAAAGAGGAAGCCUCAACUUAUGUGGAGGAAGAAGGUGGUUGGACAGGUUGGUCCGAACCAUUUGCCAAAAAUAAGAUUUCUGGUGGAAAUCCAGAUAAUGUCACCAAAGAUGAUAUCAAAGGUGAGGAGCCUCAAUCAGAAUUAGAAGAUGAAGACAUAAAUCUGGAAGAUGAUACUGAAGUGUUGUUAAAGAAGCUAGGCAUUGACGUUGAUGUUGCAUCUAGUGAUGAGGUUAAGGAUGUCUCAACUUGGAACAGAUGGUCAAAAGAAGAGCUUUCAAGGGAUUGUGAUCAAUGGAUGCCUCUGCGCACGAAAUCUGGAGUUGCAGCUCUCCGUGCUGAUGAUACACCCAAUGCAGAAACAGAUGAGCAACUUGUGAGAGUAAUAAUGUAUGAAGAUGUCAAUGAAUUUCUCUUUUCCUUGAGCUCAAGUGAGGCUCGUUUGUCACUUUUGCUCCAGUUGAUCAAUUUCUUUGGUGGUAAAAUAUCUCAUUGGAUUUGCACAAAUGACUUGAGUUGGAUCGAGAGCACCCUUAGCCUGGAAGAAAUAUCAGAUUCUUUGUUACAGACUUUGGCAAAGGUCGACAAUUUAAACAAACUUGAAAACAGUCUUAGUGGUUCCAGUUUGGAAUCUCUUUUGGGGAGCACCAAUGAUGUUACUAGGAGGACUGGCAUGAUGAAAUUUCUUCGUAACGUUACGCUACUUUGCUUAACUGCUUUUCCGCGUAAUUACAUUGUAGAGGAAGCUACUUUAGUUACUGAAGAGCUAUUUGUUACAAAAAUGAACUCUGAUAGUUGUUCAGUUACCCCAUGCCGAGCACUGGCAAAACGUCUUUUGAAAAAUGAUAGGCAGGAUGUAUUAUUAUGUGGUGUUUAUGCACGAAGAGAAGCUUUUUAUGGUAACAUUGAUCAUGCAAGAAGAGUAUUUGAUAUGGCAUUGUCGUCUAUUGAAGGACUCCCUUUGCAGGAGUUUCAGUCUAAUAAACCUCUUAUAUACUUCUGGUAUGCGGAGACAGAGCUUGCAAAUAAUAGCCAGGAAUCAUCAUUUCGAGCAAUACAUAUACUUUCCUGUUUAGGCAGUGGUGAAACUUAUGCUCCAUUUAAAGGUCAAUCGUCAAGUAUGCAAUUGCUAAGAGCUCACCAAGGUUUCAAAGAAAAAAUAAGAACAGUGGAAUCGGCAUGGGUGCGUGGCACUAUAGAUGAUCAAUCUGUUUCUCUUUUAUGUUCAGCAGCGUUUUUUGAAGAACUAACUUCUGGUUGGAGAGUAGGUAUCGAAGUUUUGGAUCAGGCUUUCACAAUGGUGCUUCCAGAAAGGAGGAGUCAUACUUAUCAAAUUGAAUUCUUGUUCAAGUUUUAUGUGAAGAUGCUGCAGCGACAUCUGGAUCAAUUAAGCCCUUCAAAAUGUUGGGAGUCCAUCUGCGAGGGGCUGCAAGUAUUUCCUUUCAACACUGAACUUUGUAGUGCUUUAGUGCAUAUUGGGAACCUAUACACAACACCAAAUAAAUUACGGCGGAUGUUUGAUGAGUACAAUCAAAAGAAACAAUCUGUGGUUAUCUGGAUUUUUGCCUUGUCAUUUGAGAUAAGUAGAGGUGGCUCCCAGCACAGGGUUCGUGGAUUGUUUGAGAGAGCAUUGGGAAAUGAUACACUUCGUCGGUCAGUAUUGCUAUGGCGGUCUUACAUUGCUUAUGAGGUUAACAUAACGUGUGAUCCUUCUGCAGCAAGGAGGAUAUUUUUCCGGGCAAUACAUGCCUGUCCAUGGUCCAAAAAGCUUUGGAUGGAUGGUUUUGCCAAACUGAACUUGAUUCUGUCUGCAAAAGAACUUUCAGAUCUUCAAGAAGUUAUGCGAGAUAAGGAAUUGAAUCUGAGGACGGACAUCUAUGAAAUCCUCCUAGAAGAUGAUUUUGGAGUAGAGGUGCCUGAGUAUGUGAGUGAAUGAUUUCAUUGAUAGGCCCCUAUCAAGCUCCAUGAAACACGCCUCUACAUUUUUCAAGGUAAGUGAAGAACUUGUACACAACCUUGUUUUUGAUGAUGUACUUGUAAAUUUUGUAGUUAUAACAAGAUUGUCCCAUACUCCUUUUGAAAAUAGUGAUCAUGGGUGAAUAACAAUACCAAUUCCCAUGUAUUGUAUUUGUUUGAAGGUUAUAACAACAAAGACAAGAGAACACAUCAAUAUGCUCCUUCA
Messenger RNA from Cannabis sativa, 3705 nucleotides. RefSeq lists its product as uncharacterized. The coding region runs from base 22 to 3459 and encodes 1145 amino acids. The transcript is spliced from 11 exons. Lineage: Eukaryota; Viridiplantae; Streptophyta; Magnoliopsida; Rosales; Cannabaceae. The record is from RefSeq and is a predicted model, not a curated record. Gene Ontology annotation, molecular function: protein binding. Gene Ontology annotation, biological process: regulatory ncRNA-mediated post-transcriptional gene silencing; negative regulation of RNA catabolic process; RNA processing. Gene Ontology annotation, cellular component: catalytic step 2 spliceosome.